AUGGAUCGCGGUGAAGGUUGCACCGAUAUACUCGGUGACAUGUCGUUGCUUCCUGCGGAAAACAAGGCACCGGUUGUUGAAGGCAUGAAGAGAUCACAGACACCCAAUGCGGAUGACGAUGGACCCGAGGAUUCUUUGACCGCUAUUCCGGGUAUCUAUAAACAUCAUAUUGAGCCUUAUGUCACGAAUGAGCAGACGAUCAUCAUCAUUGUGACAGACGACUACGGAAAAUAUCACGGAAUGGAGUCUGACCAUCCCACUAACUCUGCUCUGGAGGGACCCAACACAGUCGCCGACAUAUGGAAGGACGACGUUUGCGACGUCGAUACUCAAUAUCUGAUACCGUCUGAAUUUUUGCCCGCGCUGAAAGAGCAUCUCCUCCACAUGGUAGUGCUAUGCACGGCGAACGAGGCUUGCGGGUGGUGGGAAGCGUUCUUUGAGGAAAAUGGGUGGAGUGCAGACCAAGCCCGUUUCCUAGCUAGUCUGGUUGAUCCCACGGCCCGAGAUAUUUCCAACGGAAUCGUAGCAGCCGUGGACCAUAUCAAUUGCAUAAUGAACGGCGUCAUUUCCACGACGAGCCUCCCCGAUACAACCACCACAGUCACUACAGCCACCACAGUCACUACAGCCACCACAGUCACUACAGCCACCACAGUCACUACAGCCACCACAGUCACUACAGCCACCACAGUCACUUCAGCCACCACAGCCACUACAGCUCCCGGCAAAAAUAAUAAGGCAGUGGUGAUCGGCAGCGCCUCGGCUGGCGCCCUGGCGCUCCUGCUAGGUGGCGUUGGGGCAUUCCGACAGAUGCGGGGCGAGCCUGAAGCUUUGGAGGUUGAGGAGGAAGAGGGGACUGGAGGCGAUGGCCAGGACGUCCAACGAGAGGCAGUGGUCGGUGUUGACGAACACCAAUUUGCGUAG
This is a messenger RNA of Gregarina niphandrodes, 924 nucleotides long. RefSeq lists its product as hypothetical. NCBI's taxonomy places the organism in Eukaryota, Apicomplexa, Conoidasida, Eugregarinorida, Gregarinidae. The transcript has a single exon. The record is from RefSeq and is a predicted model, not a curated record. The coding region runs from base 1 to 924 and encodes 307 amino acids.